Messenger RNA from Perca fluviatilis (European perch), 2823 nucleotides. RefSeq names its product solute carrier family 6 member 11a (gene slc6a11a). The coding region runs from base 357 to 2069 and encodes 570 amino acids. Lineage: Eukaryota; Metazoa; Chordata; Actinopteri; Perciformes; Percidae. The transcript is spliced from 14 exons. The record is from RefSeq and is a predicted model, not a curated record. Gene Ontology annotation, biological process: sodium ion transmembrane transport. Gene Ontology annotation, cellular component: membrane.
UCAUUAGCAAGAAGACACAGGGGAUUACAAACUAAGACAAACUAAUGCCCUCACAUAGUACGUUGAUGCGUAAACUGUCGUUCAGAAAGCACGAGUGUUAAGACAGCGGAGGUGAUCACAGCAGUGGCUGGUUCAUGUAGCGCGUUUGAUUGAACUGAGCUGUGGUUUUAUUUGUCCUAAUUGCGCAGGGACAGGGCCUAAAGUUAGCAUCGAUCCGCAGAAUCAUGGGUUCUGUAGCAGUUUAGGCCUAGCUACUACUAGAGUGCAGUCUUUGCAAAGAAGGUGUGUACAGGCAAAGUGUCUACGCGUCUUCAAGACGUUUCGAGGAACGAUGUAGGUUUGAUGAGAAUGUGCGAAUGGUGUUGUUAGCGCACGAGUUAGGCUUGGGAUAUGCAGCUCUCAAAAAAGUGUUGGGGAUUCCUGGUCUUCAUGUUAAAACGUAUCAGAGACACCAAAGGAGAGUAACAGGUGCAUUCUUUAUCCCUUACAUCCUGUUCCUUGUGACUUGUGGAAUUCCUCUGUUCGUACUAGAGACAGCGCUGGGCCAGUACACCAGCCAGGGAGGAAUCAUGUGCUGGAAGAAGGUUUGCCCUUUGUUUGAAGGCAUAGGAUAUGCUAGCCAAAUGAUCAUUUUCUAUGGAGGUAUCAGCUACAUUGUGAUCUUAGCCUGGGCUUUUCUCUACUUUUUCUCAUCCUUUUCUGGCGAGCUGCCAUGGGCCACCUGUAAUAACACAUGGAAUACUGAUUCUUGUGUGGUAUUGAACAACUAUAAUGCCACUGUUAACGGGACCUGGCCUGUGAAUGCAUCAUCGUCUGUAAUAGAGUUUUGGCAACGACGGGUGCUAAAUAUAUCCACUGGCAUAGAGGCCUUGGGAAACAUACAGGGGGAACUUUCUUUGUACCUUCUUCUGGCCUGGAUCAUCUGUUACUUCUGUGUCUGGAAGGGAGUGAGAUCCACAGGAAAGGCUACCUACAUCACAGCCACAUUCCCCUUCAUCAUGUUGGGGGUAUUGUUUCUCAGAGGUAUUACCCUUCCUGGAGCCUUCCAUGGUAUCAAGUACUACCUGUACCCCAAUCCUGCACGGCUCGCUGACCCACAGGUUUGGAUGGAUGCUGGAACCCAAGUAUUUUAUUCCUAUGCCAUAUGUUUGGGAUGCUUGACUACGCUUGGGAGCUACAACAAGUACAACAACAACUGUUACAGAGACUCCUUCUAUCUUUGCUUGUUGAACAGCGGGACCAGCUUUAUAUCCGGCUUUGCCAUUUUCUCAUUUCUGGGCGACAUGUCACAAAAACAGGGUGUCGACAUUUCUUUAGUUGCGGAGUCAGGCCCUGGCCUGGUGUUCAUAGUUUACCCACAAGCUGUGACCCUUCUACCGUGGCCUCAGGUCUGGUCAGUCUGCUUCUUCGCCAUGAUCUUCUUGUUAGGAAUAGACGGACAGUUUGUUGGGAUGGAAAGCAUCAUGACCUCUCUGUCGGACAUCUACCCUUCCCACAUCCGAAAAGGAUAUCGCAGAGAGCUACUUCUGAUGCUGAUCUGUGCUUUUUGCUAUGUGUUUGGCCUCUUAUUUGUAUCACAGGCUGGUGCAUACAUUCUGCAGAUCUUUGAUCACUAUGUAUGUAGUGGUCCCACUCUUCUUCUGAUGGCACUCUUCCAGUCACUGGUUAUUGGAUGGAUUUAUGGUGCUGAACGCUUCUGUGACAACAUUGAGGACAUGAUUGGGUACAAACCUCUAUCACUGAUCAAGUACUGCUGGAUGUAUUGCACCCCUCUUGUUUGCAGUGGUACACUUGUGUUUUUGCUCCUGAGAUACACCCCCCUGAGGUUCAACAACACCUAUGUGUAUCCUUGGUGGGCGUACUGGAUCGGCUGGUUUCUGACAAUGUCAUCUCUUAUGAUGAUUCCAGUGACGAUGGUCUGCAAACUGACCAAAGAAAAAGGCACUCUCUGGCAGCGUCUCAAGACAAGCUCCCAACCUGCAGGUGACCUUCCAGUGAUGACUAAGGAACUUGCAAGCAUCAGCGCCUUACUGCAUGUUACUGAUGGUGGACAAAACGGCAAUGUGUAAUGAAAUGCCAAGCCUUAAAAAAUGUUUGUUUUGUUUCGUUUUUUUAAAUAUGGUGAGCAGGUUGUAUACUAUAUGGUGGUUAGUAUUCAUUAAUAAUUGUUUUUAAGGUGUGGCGACCUAUUUGAAUACAGUAUAUGAAAUCUCUAAUAUAUUUCAAUCAGGAGAGACAAGUGAAUGAAGUAAAGAUGAAUGUUUUUUAUAACAAGAUGAUAUUUAAUAAUUAAGUAUUUGGUGCUUAAACUCUACAGUGAGCUUUGUAAAGAAGGGCAUUUGCCCUGAGAAGCAGCAAGAUAAAUCCCCCCAUGGAGUCCAGACACUGGUAGUGGUAGUGGCUGAUGAUUCUAAAGAAGUUGAUGAAUCUGCGAAUAUUUGCGGUGAUGGAGGGGCCAUUUGCGACAAUUUGUACUGAAAUGACAUCUGACAGCAACAUAGAGGACAGAUUUAAAUAGCGUAACAUCCAUGAACGUACCGCACGCAUAACAGCAUGAAAAGGCAGAGAGAGAAUCAUAUUUAAACAGAGGCAGCAGCAGGAUGAUAGGUUAACAAUGUGUGUCACUGAGCUAUCAGAUAGAUGAGAUCAGCUGAUGUGACCAGCUGAUGAGAACAGCUGAUAACAUAAUUGACAGCCCCAGACAGGACAGCUAGGAAUGAGUGAGAAUGUGUGAGGAUUGAAUGCAGAUCCAUGACAAGUAAAACUACAGGCCUAAGCAUGCAAACAUAUGGUCUUCCUGAUUAAACUUAUGCUAUAACUUUG